AUGGUUACCCGACCCGGUCCUGUAUCUGCUUUUAAACGUGAGCGCGCGGCGUUCGUCUUCGAUUUAGAAAUGCAGGCUAGAGUUCUGAGGGCGAAUCCCCGGGCUGGUGAGAAUGUUGCUGAGAGCCUAUAUGAGCUUGUUAGUAGUGUUUAUCGGCUUAAGGAUGCCUCUGUGGCUAUGGCGGCUACUGCUCGAGGCAAUGCUUAUGUCCAGGCGAAACCGUACGGGUUUUAUAGCCAUAACGUGCCGCUUAUGUGCAAUGAUAUUAUUGCUUCUUUGGUACACUGGGCGGAUAUUCUCGUCAAUACUGAUGGACGGAGGACGAAUGGGAUUGUUAUUGAUUCCAUUGAGGGGAUGUUAGUUUCUCUAGGGUUUUGA
Penicillium vulpinum is the source of this 378-nucleotide messenger RNA. RefSeq lists its product as uncharacterized. NCBI's taxonomy places the organism in Eukaryota, Fungi, Ascomycota, Eurotiomycetes, Eurotiales, Aspergillaceae. The coding region runs from base 1 to 378 and encodes 125 amino acids. The transcript has a single exon. The record is from RefSeq and is a predicted model, not a curated record.